GCCUUUAUAAACGGUUUGCUGAAGUGGUCAGCUGCAGGUGACAGCGGACAGAAGGACACUGGUGGUUUCUGACACCAGGGGGGUAAAGCCUAUUCACUGUCACCUGUAGUCUCUUUUCUGCCCAUCAGUGGUCACAUACUACACCAGUGUGCAACAUCCACCACGACAGAGUCUCCAACACCAUGGCUAUUACCGACUUUCUAGCUGCCUCCGACAUCACUUCAGCUAUUAAUGCUUGCAAAGCAAAAGAUUCCUUCAACCCGAAGAUGUUUUUCAAAACAGUGGGUUUAUCCAAGAAAACUCCAACAGAGAUCGAGGGGGUCUUUAAGAUUUUGGACCAGGACAAAAGUGGAUUCAUAGAACAGGAUGAGUUACAACUGUUCCUUCAGAACUUCUCCAAGGGAGCGAGGACCCUGACUGCAGCUGAGACCAGAGCUUUCCUGCUGGAGGGAGACUCAGAUGGAGACGGGAAGAUCGGCUGGGAAGAGUUUUCGGCGCUGGUCAAGUCUUCAUAAAGUAUACAUGAUCCCAAUGAUUUGUUGUUGUAUGGUGAUAAUCUCAGGGUGGACAUCUUUUUAUAAUGUUUACUAGCUACAGUAAAUACCAUGGACUUAUCCGGAGAUUCUUACACAUUUAAAAUAAUACGAUAAGAUGUAGAUUUAAUGGAAAGCAGCAUAAUUAAAGUAGACCUCUGCUAUGUAUCUUUCCCUGCCAG
Messenger RNA from Larimichthys crocea (large yellow croaker), 715 nucleotides. Its product is annotated as parvalbumin, thymic. The transcript is spliced from 4 exons. Gene Ontology annotation, molecular function: calcium ion binding. The record is from RefSeq and is a predicted model, not a curated record. Bases 183 to 515 code for a protein of 110 amino acids. Gene Ontology annotation, cellular component: cytoplasm. Lineage: Eukaryota; Metazoa; Chordata; Actinopteri; Sciaenidae.